UGUAUUCAUUGAGCUUUCCUCUUCAGGUCAUCGCAUUCAGUUUAGCUUCCCGUUCAUUUUUUUUUACGCCGUGUUUCUGCUUUCCUCAUCCUUAAUUUGAGCUUUUAUCUGGAGAAGCAAUGUGUUAGGGGUAGGUGGUCAAAUUGGAUGUCAACAAAAAUAAGCGUACUAAAUCCAUCCAGAUUUCUGUUCAUAUUGUGUAACACUGCAAUUUUUUUUUAUUUUCAGGGAGAACAGGUUGCUGAAUUACUACUGACUCAAGCCACAACCAGUGAAUGCCAGGAUAUACAGCUUUUUAAAUCUGAAGUAAAAAAUCUCUUCAGUGAAGCCAGGCUGAAGACAGGUUCUCUGGGAGAGCUCCAUGUUGCAGGUUUACUGUCUCAGAUUUUGGAGACACUCCUUGCACACAAGGUCAAGGUGGAAAGUAAAUUUGUCUCCAUCAUCUUUGCCUUCAUGGUCUUGGAGAGCCUCAGUCAUUCUCUGGAUCCCAAGUUAGACUUGCUGGAAGUGGCCAGACCUUUGCUACUGAAGAACACACAAAAUUUGUAAUGAUGUUCUCAAACUGUAGCAUUGCAUUAUGACCAUCCUUACUCGGGAAAGGAGACAGUACCUUUACCAGAGAUCUGCACCUAUUCAAUCUUUGAUCAACAUACGUGGGGAUUUAACAAUGGGAUGAUGCCAAGGUCAGUAAAAAUCCAUUUGUGGAAUAAUUCAUGAUGUUUAUCAGACUUUUAGGCCCUUGUGAAAGUGUAAACAAAAUGAAAAUGCAAGAUUAUAUGUGUGUGUGUGUAGACUUCUUGGAUAUAUUGAUUUUAUUACACUGCACUGACAAACUGAACAAAUGUAGUUUUCAGUCAUGGUGAUUUGAAUCUUUGACUGUUAGCACAGAGUGGGAAGGGUAAGAAGUUGGCACCAUCCAUAACAUGUUGCAGAGCUUUGUAAAAUAAACUAAUAAAAUGAAA
Rhincodon typus (whale shark) is the source of this 962-nucleotide messenger RNA. RefSeq lists its product as uncharacterized. Lineage: Eukaryota; Metazoa; Chordata; Chondrichthyes; Orectolobiformes; Rhincodontidae. The record is from RefSeq and is a predicted model, not a curated record. The coding region runs from base 148 to 549 and encodes 133 amino acids. Gene Ontology annotation, cellular component: mitochondrion. The transcript is spliced from 3 exons.